Oncorhynchus masou masou (cherry salmon) is the source of this 836-nucleotide messenger RNA. Its product is annotated as divergent protein kinase domain 2A-like. The record is from RefSeq and is a predicted model, not a curated record. NCBI's taxonomy places the organism in Eukaryota, Metazoa, Chordata, Actinopteri, Salmoniformes, Salmonidae.
UCGCAGGCCUGUGUCAGAGUUUGGCAUGGGGUUACUGUGCCAGCCUUGCCCCUACCAGGCGCUCUAGAUGAUGAUUCCCCAACAUGACAGAGAGGCAGUGAGGCUCGGCUAGCCCCCACCCGACCCGACGAUACUCUCAACACUCCCUUGUUCUACCCUAACUGCUGACCCCCACAUCCUGCCCCACCAUGCUGCGUUUCCUGCCUCUGAAGCUGGGUCGCCUCUACCGCUGUCUGAAGCUUCUGCUGGUGGUGGGCCUGUUUGUUAUCCUCCUGAUGAACACUCACAACCUGUUCGCCUCCUUCCAGAAGAACGAGCUGACGGACCGCCGCUUCAUCAACCUCAACAAGUGCCCCGCCUGCUUCGGCACCAGCUGGUGCAGGAAGUUCAUGAACGGCCAGGUGACCUUUGAGACCUGGGGACGCCUGCGCUUCCUGGAUGUCUUCAACGUCAAGAACGUGUACUUCGCCCAGUACGGAGAGCCGCGCGAGGCGAGGCGCGUGGUGCUCAAACGCCUGGUCCAAUCAGAGCUGGCGGACAUCGACCAGAAGAUCUGUAAGAGAGCUACUGGCCGUCCGCGCUGCGACCUCAUCCAGGCCAUGUACAAGACUGAGUUCGCCAGGCUGAAUGGGGACGUGAGGCUGCUGACCCCUGAGGUGGUAGAGGGCUGGUCUGACCUGGUGCACUGCCCCUCCCAGAGGCUGCUGGACAGGGUGGUGCGACGUUAUGCCGAAACCAAAGACUCUGGCAGCUUCCUGCUGAAGAACCUGAAGGACACCGAGAGGAUGCAGUUACUAAUGACCCUGGCCUUCAACCCCGAGCCCCUCCUACUACAG